AUGUAUGCGAGAGCCCUCCGGGUUACCUACCCUCCAGUGGGAAGCACCCCAUCCAAUGUAGGACCGGGAUCAUACGAGGUCAGUCAAUCCAAAGCUAAUAAAUCAGACUGCUACGCUCCCUUCAUGUCGCUCUCCAGCAGAGAGACACUGUUCCACGUGUCGGCCACCGACAUCGACUCUCCCGGACCUGGCCAGUAUGACACCGGGGUCACCAAGAGUCACAUUGUGGGCGGGCGGAGUCUUCAGAAUCGAUCGAAGCGGUUUGAGGAGAACGUUUCGGAGGUACCAGGGCCAGGGGCGUACGACGUCCCUCCAGCAGGGCACGCCCUGUGGCUCAGACACAUAGGGAGUGAGAGCCCUUGGAGGAAGAUCGCUAAAAUGGGCACCUUCAACCGCCUCGGGCACCCGGGUCGGCCGGACGUCCCCUCCAUCCCGUCCCCCGGCCAGGCCUUCGGGUACGAGGAGACGGGCGAGGGGCUGCUCUGCCGACAGCCAGCGCCUCACCGGGACGACACACUGGGGCCGGCCUUCUACAGCCCGCUGGCGGCGGAGAACUCCUCCUCACUGAGGUAUAAAGGGGUGCACUUUGGGAAGAUGACAGCGAAGCGCAGAGAGGUGAAGGAGCCUGAAGGCCCUGGACCUGCGGACUACAGGCCUGAGGAGAACCAUACCGUCCUCUAUGAGAAUGUCAACCUGAAGAGGGAGCAGCGGAGCAGGGCGCAGCUUGUCCUCCCACGGUACCAUGAGAUUGUGGCACUGCAGGAGGAGAAGAAGGGCGUCCCAGGUCCUGGGAAGUAUGACAUCAAGAGCCAGUUUGAGAAAUCCACUGACCAAAAGGGCGGGCACCCUGCCUCUGCGCCCCCCUUCCUCUGCCAGGCCCAGCGUUUUAUCCAAGUGAAGGAGUUAGCGCCCCCUGUGGGUGCAUACAACGACCCGCGCUGUGCCUUAGAGGUCCUGAAGAGGACCGCAGGCCUCAAAAGGAGUCCAUUUGGCCAGACUGCUGUGCGAUUCCUCUCCGAGAGCUGGAAAUCAGUCACUCCAGGCCCAGGCGCAUACAACUUGUUUGACGAUGGCAUCGCCCAGGACAGCCUGAGGAAGGCCCUCUCGGAGAGCACCAAGAAGGGUGCGUUUGGCUCCAGUGCCCUACGCAGCCCCACCUUCGUCAGGAAGGAGGAGGUGGACCUCCCCGGGCCUGCCCAAUACAAGGUGGAGAAGAAGUCUGAGGAGCUGUACAAGCAGAAGCACACAGCUGUGUUCAAGUCAGCCACAGAGCGGCUAGUGAGCUCCCAGGCGCCCCAGGACACCCCUCCCCCCAGCUCCUACAACGUGCACGAGUCCUUCGAGAGGACACACGGGCGCAGCCGCUACGUGGCGCCCCGAAACGCGGGGGCGAGGAAACGACAGGGCUCCUUCCUGAGCGCUGCCCCCCGAAGCUCCUCCUUCCAGCAGUUUGACCUCGACAUCCCAGGCCCCGGACACUACAGCCCUGCCGUCAAGUCCAGCCCCAAGAUGGCCCUGAUUGUAUCCCAAGAGGACCGCUUUAAAGACCCUAAAGAGACCACGCCUGGCCCAGCUGCAUACGAGCUGAGCCCAGCGAUCAGGGACACAGUCCUGAAGGGGACCUUCAACGUCACCCUACAAAACCCGCUGAUGUCACGGGUCCACGCCCCGCCACAGCAGAGUGCCAGCUACCCGGCCCUUGCUCUCACCAGCUCGUAG
This is a messenger RNA of Megalops cyprinoides (Indo-Pacific tarpon), 1719 nucleotides long. RefSeq names its product sperm-tail PG-rich repeat containing 2 (gene stpg2). The transcript has 13 exons. The coding region runs from base 1 to 1719 and encodes 572 amino acids. The record is from RefSeq and is a predicted model, not a curated record. Lineage: Eukaryota; Metazoa; Chordata; Actinopteri; Elopiformes; Megalopidae.